Molecule: messenger RNA, 2898 nt
Organism: Andrographis paniculata
Lineage: Eukaryota; Viridiplantae; Streptophyta; Magnoliopsida; Lamiales; Acanthaceae
Product: poly(ADP-ribose) glycohydrolase 1-like
Exons: 7
Coding region: 108-1790 (560 amino acids)
Biological process (GO): regulation of DNA repair; nucleotide-sugar metabolic process; carbohydrate metabolic process
Cellular component (GO): nucleus; cytoplasm
Molecular function (GO): poly(ADP-ribose) glycohydrolase activity
Source: RefSeq, a predicted model, not a curated record
CUGCUGGCUUCGCUCUCUUGAACUGAAGCCACGGUUAUGAAGCUUUUGGUUGAUGAAGUCUUUGUUUGAUUUUUGAGCCUGCUGCUGUACCGGUAACGAUUGUAUCCAUGGAUGAAAGAGAAGACUUCCAGUCAAUUAUGCCAUUUUUGCCGCUGUUUCUCCGAUCCUCCUCCCUCUUUUGGCAGCCAGCGGUGGCGGAAUUCCUCAAAUGCCUUGCCAAGGGUCCUCUUCACAGCAAAGUUAAUUCAGGUGAAUCAUUUGCGGCCGCCAUAUCUGAUAUGCGCAAGGAAUUUCGAUUGUCUCCUCUCCAUCCCUCGGCUUCGCUUGGCUUCUCCCGAUUCUUUGACUCAUUAAUGAAAGCGGAUGCAUCUGAAAGGUGGUUUGCAGACGUGGUUCCGGGUCUUGCGGAUUUACUGUUGAAGUUGCCAGUUCUGUUAGAGAACCACUAUAGGAAUGGGAGCAUCUGCAACGGAAAAGAGACUGGUCUUAGAUUGCUGGAAUCACAACAAUCGGGUAUUGUGGUUAUGAGUCAGGAGUUGAUUGCUGCUCUCCUAGCUUGUGCCUUUUUUUGCCUUUACCCAACCAGAAAUAGAGGCAGCCAACACCUUCAACCUAUCAACUUUGAUCAUUUAUUUCUGAGUCUGUAUGAACAUGACAAAGUGCAUCAAGAACAUAAAAUAAAGUGCAUUCUCCAUUAUUUUGAAAGGAUAUGUUCAGAUAUGCCUACGGGGAAUGUAUCGUUUGAGCGAAAAGUUCUUCCUUUUAAGAACUGCCAAUCUAACAUUGUUUACCCAGGAACUGAUUUCUGGUCCAACUCUACUAAAUCUCUUUGCCAGUUGGAGGUUCAUAAUUCCGGGUUAAUUGAAGAUCACUGCAGUGAGGCUCUUGAGGUAGAUUUUGCGAAUAAAUACCUAGGAGGUGGUGCCCUUGGCCAAGGCUGUGUACAAGAGGAGAUUCGUUUCAUGAUCAAUCCAGAAUUAAUUAUUGGUAUACUCUUUUCUCCUGCAAUGGAAGAUAAUGAAGCUAUUGAAGUUGUUGGUGCAGAAAGAUUCUCAAAUUACUCUGGCUAUGCUGCUUCAUUCCGCUUUUGUGGGGAUUAUGUGGACGAAAAGAGUUUUGACACAAUGGGAAGACGUAAGACAAGAAUAGUUGCAAUUGAUGCACUUAUUCAUCCAGGAAAGAGACAAUACAAAUCCGAAUGCCUCCUCCGUGAAAGCAAUAAGGCAUUUUGUGGCUUUUUCAACCAACAGAAGGCGAAUCUACUUAUGAAAGGUGAGGACUUUGGACCUAAGCAUGACAUGAUCAUUGAAGAAGGUCCUUCCACGUCCGGUCAUAAUAUUUUGACAGAAGAUCUAUCAGAUUCCAUCCAAGGAUACAAAAGAACAACAAGCUGUGAUACAGUGGAAAAGAAGGGGAAUAAGGUGGAUCAGUAUUCCAUCUAUGAAGAUGAUGGGAUUGGUGUGGCAACUGGAAAUUGGGGCUGUGGUGCAUUUGGGGGAGAUCCUGAAGUUAAAGUUGUAAUCCAGUGGCUGGCUGCUUCUCAAGCACUAAGACCUUUUAUGUUAUACUACACCUUUGGUUUGAGUUCAUUGCAGAAGCUUGAAGAGGUAGCGCAGUGGAUUCUAUCACAGGGAUGGACUGUUGGUGAACUUUGGAAUAUUUUGGUGGAGUAUUCAACUCAGAGAUUCAAAGGAGAAACCACACUAGGACUUUUUAAUUGGCUUCUUCCCUCCUUAUAUGCGGACGACCCAAUUUUGGGCGCACCUAGUUUGAGGAUGAAAGGUAGUUGAGCGGGGCUCUUUCCCUAGAAACUGCUCAUCGUGCUCUCAACAGGACAAUGAAUGCCGCAGCAAUCCUUGCUCUGUACACGAAAGUGAGUACAACAAGUUAUGUAGUGUCCUGCUUCAGCUGAACACAGAGGUCUGCUCAUUUCUUGUCCCAGAAAGUUCAAACAUAACUGAAUUGGUACCAUUACUUGGAGCCUUUAUUACGACUGAGGCAUUUCUUCAGAGGUUAGCUGAAUGUUAAAAUGAUCUGAAUCCAAAUUCAAGAGCUUCUGUCAAUCACAUGGCAUUUGCUGCUGCAGCAACACAUAAAAACUUGGUGAUUUGCCAUUCUUGCAUGUGUUUGCUCCUCCUCCUUUCGAAGCUGUCAAUAAAUUUUAUGCAUUUUGAUUCAUUACUUAAGUUCUGUGUUGAAGCAUCUCAUUCUGGAUAUCUCUGCCCUCUUUCUGCGAAAUUCAUUUGACAUUUGAAUUUUUCUUUCAUCUAAUACACUUCUCUCACCUAAACCUGUUCAGGAAUACAAGUUGGAGCAAGAAUGAUUCUCUCUCUCUCUCUCUCUCUCUCUCCCACUCUCUCUCUCUCUCUCUCUCUCUCUCUCUCUCUCUCUCUCUCUCACACACACACACACACACACACACACCUCCUCUGGAGUAUAAUUAAUUUGUGGGCAGUCAAGGGGACUGUUUCUUGGAUCUGAUUCCUUCAUUAAUAUGGUUGACCCCUCUCAUUGUUUUUUGAUUUGUGCACUUCCAUUCUCCACAGGUAAAGAGAAAUGGCCACUUCACUUCACUUCACUUGGCUAUUGCACAUUAAGAAGACUUUUCAUCAUCAUUAAUGUUUGAACUAUGGAUGAGAGAAUGACAGAUAUGCCCUCAUCACUCUCACUCCUCUGGUGGUGGUAUUAAGACAAGACACUAACUGAGAAAUGAUGUUGACACUCAUUUGUUUGCAAGCUCAGUGAUGCCCUUGUGCAUGUCGCUUGUUUCCACUACAUGACUCAUUUUAUUCCACACUUUCAAAAAUCUCCAAUCUUUGUAUAUAUAUAUAUAUAUAUAUUAUUAUAUAUACUCUACAUGAGUGCACUUAAAAGGGAUGUAGUAUGUUCUUCUUUUCC